Molecule: messenger RNA, 942 nt
Organism: Neltuma alba
Lineage: Eukaryota; Viridiplantae; Streptophyta; Magnoliopsida; Fabales; Fabaceae
Product: galactoside 2-alpha-L-fucosyltransferase-like
Exons: 1
Coding region: 1-942 (313 amino acids)
Biological process (GO): cell wall biogenesis; xyloglucan biosynthetic process
Cellular component (GO): Golgi apparatus; membrane
Molecular function (GO): galactoside 2-alpha-L-fucosyltransferase activity
Source: RefSeq, a predicted model, not a curated record
AUGGUCUCUUCUGUGAGCCAUUUCCAAAUUCAUCAUGGUUAUUACUUAUUACCUAGGGAUUUCUCUCAUAAGGAAUUGUCCGAUCUUUCUGUUCUCCAUCUACGACACACCAAUGAUGAUCAUUAUGAUUUUUUCCACUGUGGUUCUGCUCAAGAUCUUCUGCAGAAUGUUCCUGUGUUGAUUUUGCAGUCAAAUCAGUACUUUGUUCCUUCUCUUUUCAUGAUCCCAUCUUUCAGGCAAGAUCUAACCAAAAUGUUCCCAGAAAAAGACACCAUCUUUCACCUUCUAGGAAACUAUCUUUUUCACCCAUCAAAUAUUGCAUGCAAAUUCAUCAGCAACUUCUAUCAGAAUCAUUUGUCAAUGGCAACUCAGAAGAUUGGCCUCCAGAUUCGAUUGUUUGACACACAAAAAGAACCCCAUCAAGUUGUUCUCAACAAAAUCUUAGCUUGUACCUCCAAGAACAAUCUUUUGCCUCAAUCAGAUGGGAGAACAUCAGUAACUUCUACUCCAUCCCAGAAUCAUAAUACCUCAAAAGCUGUUCUUGUCAUUUCUUUAUAUUCAGAAUAUGGAAAUAAGCUAAAAGCUAUGUAUAUGGCAAAUACAAGUGAAAGCAAUGAGGUGAUAAGAGUUUAUCAGCCAAGUCAUGAAGAGAAUCAAAGCUCAAACGACAAUAAGCACAACAUGAAGGCCUGGACUGAGAUGUAUCUGCUGGGUUUGACUGAUGCGUUGAUUACAAGUUCGUUUUCUACUUUUGGGUAUGUUGCUCAUGCUCAAGGCCUUGGAGAUUUGAAGCCAUGGAUUCUGAAGAGCACAUUCAGUGGAGAGGUUCCAGAUCCUCCAUGUGAAAGAGCCAUGUCCAUGGAUCCUUGUUUUCACUACCCACCUAAGGGAGACUGUAGUUCCAACAAUUAUCAAUAUUACUUCUUUCUUUCCUCAUACUAG